Molecule: messenger RNA, 948 nt
Organism: Beauveria bassiana ARSEF 2860
Lineage: Eukaryota; Fungi; Ascomycota; Sordariomycetes; Hypocreales; Cordycipitaceae
Exons: 1
Coding region: 1-948 (315 amino acids)
Source: RefSeq, a predicted model, not a curated record
AUGAGUCAUGCCAAGUUUGUUCUUCUACACGAGCCCAUUCCGGCGACAGAGGCUUCAAACUUGAUAUGUCGAGUUGUGGCUUCCAAGACGGCUCCCCUGAUGGCUGCCGCUCCAUUUCACAACAAUAAAGACGCGAAUAGCACAAUUGCCAUGGCGAUACCCAAAUGCUCAGCGCCAAUCAAGCUUACGGAUUUCAUGUCAAUAGCCAGAAACCAAGGCGUGGCAUCCCACGUAUCUCGCCUCUUGGACUAUCAAGGAAUGCACAUGGAAGAGCAAGCCAUCCUUUUGGAGUGUCGCUUGGUAAAACGCUAUAUCCUACCCGAUCCUGACACCACGUUUCAUACGCUGAUGAAAUGCGACGACUACUCUCGAGACGUAAGAACCCUACUAGAGCAAUGCAUGGCUCGCCAGGGUUACUUUGUCACGGGCUUCCUCACCGCAACAGACGACUCGUGGCUGAUCGAGGCCAGCCAGCGCGAGCUGCAGCAUUUCAACAUUAGCCUGCCCUACUCGGACUCGUCCAACAUGCCCGUCCCCUUUCUCUACCACGACUUCCUCGGCCCGGAGCUGGCCCUCUUUUCCCAGCCCUGCGAGCAGCCGCCGAGCUUUGCCAACGAGCAGAUAUUCGCCGCGUCCUACAAAGUCGCCAAGCUUUCCCAGCAGGCCCUGUCGUCGCCCAUGUCGUCGCCCGUAUCGGCGCAGCUCUCUCCGCCGCCGCCGCCGCCGCCGCCGCCGGGGGCCACGCCGCCUGCCCCUCGUCGGCCGAAACGGAGCAAUGGCUAUCACCUUGCCCCUCGCCGCCCGGAAGAGACGUGGACCACACCGAGCAGUAGCGCGAGCAGCCCAGAGGUGAUGCCCUACUAUGAGAACGGCGGCGGCGGCGUAAAGCUCGACGAUGAUGAUGCUCUGGCAGCGCACAUGGAAGAAUCGGCCUUUAUUAUCGUGUGA